AAGUUCGAGUAUUAGUGGGUUCACAACGGAUAUAUCAUUAUGAAAACGUCAAGAAAGAAGCGUCGGAAUCAAAGUCAGCAGAAAAUAUGCGAGUCAUCAACUCUUGACGCGAGGGUCCUACUCACCGACCUCUCACGGGACCGUCAUAUAAUGUCUGCUAAUGCAACGCCACUUCCCGCUAUGCCGGUGUCCAACGUACCGCCAGGAAAGUCAAUUAUUCUCGGUGCCACUGGUCACCUUGAGAAGGUACAGAACGUGCUCAAGAAAGACGACAUUCCGAUCUUGAACAGCACAUUGGUGAGAUGUGGACUGAGCUUGGGAAGACUCAGACCAGGCUGGCACGAUUGGAGAAAUCCUAUAAUAAGCUGGCACUACGAAUCGGGUGCACAGCUUUUGAGUCUCUCACUUGAUUGUGCAUGGGAAGGUGUGAGCAUUGGGGACUAGUUUCUUUUGCCUCCAUUUGCCAAUGUUGUCCGUCCAGUCCUGUGAUACCUAUAUCCCC
Dacryopinax primogenitus is the source of this 502-nucleotide messenger RNA. RefSeq lists its product as uncharacterized. The transcript is spliced from 3 exons. Bases 40 to 444 code for a protein of 134 amino acids. NCBI's taxonomy places the organism in Eukaryota, Fungi, Basidiomycota, Dacrymycetes, Dacrymycetales, Dacrymycetaceae. The record is from RefSeq and is a predicted model, not a curated record.